Molecule: messenger RNA, 803 nt
Organism: Durusdinium trenchii
Lineage: Eukaryota; Dinophyceae; Suessiales; Symbiodiniaceae
Source: the annotation of a GenBank genome assembly
AGCCCAGCUUUGCAGUGACUGCAGUGAUGCGAUGGCGAAGUCGCUCCUUUGCAGUUGCGCUAUCUUUGAUCACCUGGCACUGUACAUGGGCCAUGUUGCCUUCGCUGAUUGUUUUUGAUCUGGAUGCAUGCCUUUGGUCACCAGAAAUGUACGAGUUGAGCUCACCUCCAUCCUCAUACUGCAGCAAGCGCCGUGGAGUUGCCGCAGGUGCACAGACAGUACGACUUUUCCCUGGUGCUGAAGCUGUCCUGCGCAGGCUGGCAACUGACACUGCCUUUGAAAAAGUUCAGAUUGCUGUGGCAUCGUCAACAACGGAUGCUCAGAUUCUUCCCAUCCUGUGUAUACGAUACCCUUUCUCUAAGAGCCUGCAUUCGCAAAGAAAUGCCUUGAGAGUUUUCCCCUAUCUGGCAGCAAGUUUGUGACUAUUGACGAAUUGGUUCGAUUCAAGCAGAUCUAUCCUGGAAGAUGCUUGGACUUCAAAAGACGGUAUAAUCCACAGAAUAGAUGACGUGGUAUUGUCGUGGAUUAAGGCAAAGCAGCGCAUCACUUUCCAAAGCUGAAAGAAGAAUCUGGCAUACCCUAUGAUGAGAUGAUAUUCUUUGACGACUGUACCUACAGUGACAAUUGUGCUGAUGUUGCUUCACGAUGCCAUGGUACUACAUGUAUGCGCACUCCAUCUGGCCUCACCGAAGAUGAUUUCGAGCUUGCGCUGUCUGCUUUUGCUGCUGGGAAGAGAGGGGUCAUUUGAUGCCUCUCGAAGUCUCACAAACCGAAUACACGCACGCACUGAGUCACAGCGCCGA